AUGAAGUACUCGAGUUCCAUUCUGAUCGCAGCUUUCUGCGUUAGCGUCCUUGCCGCUCCUGCUGCUAAGCGUUCAUCCGUUGAGGAUUACGUGAUCGAGGUCGACAAGCGUUCUUCUGUUGAAGACUAUGUCAUCCCCAUCGACAAGAGGUCUUCGGUUGAGGAUUACGUGAUUUCCGUCGACAACAAGCGCAGCUCGGUUGAAGACUACGUAAUCCCGAUCGACAAGCGUAGUGCCGUAGAGGACUACGUUAUCCCUAUUGAUAAGAGGUCGUCGGUCGAAGACUAUGUCAUUCCCAUCGACAAGCGCCACGGCGGUGUGGAGGAUUAUGUUAUCCCCAUCGACAAGAGGUCUUCGGUUGAGGACUAUGUCAUCCCCAUCGACAAGCGUAGUGCCGUCGAGGACUAUGUGAUUGAGGUCGACAAGCGCCACAACUCUGUCGAGGACUACGCCAUCGGGGUCGAUAAGCGUGGUGCUGUCGAGGACUACGACUAUGUCAUCCCCAUCGACAAGCGUUCAUCCGUCGAGGAUUACGUGAUCGAGGUCGACAAGCGCCACAACUCUGUUGAGGACUACGUCAUCGGGGUCGAUAAACGUGGUGCUGUCGAGGACUACGUGAUCCCGAUCGACAAGCGUCACGGUGGUGUUGAGGACUACGUGAUCGAGGUCGACAAGCGCCACAACUCUGUCGAGGACUACGUGAUCGAAGUCGACAAGGCUUAA
Molecule: messenger RNA, 723 nt
Organism: Neurospora hispaniola
Lineage: Eukaryota; Fungi; Ascomycota; Sordariomycetes; Sordariales; Sordariaceae
Exons: 3
Coding region: 1-723 (240 amino acids)
Source: RefSeq, a predicted model, not a curated record